Molecule: messenger RNA, 180 nt
Organism: Cladophialophora carrionii CBS 160.54
Lineage: Eukaryota; Fungi; Ascomycota; Eurotiomycetes; Chaetothyriales; Herpotrichiellaceae
Exons: 1
Coding region: 1-180 (59 amino acids)
Cellular component (GO): oligosaccharyltransferase complex
Source: RefSeq, a predicted model, not a curated record
AUGAUCACCGAUUCACAACUCUACUCCCUCGCCAUCUUCCUCGGCAGCGCCGCAAUGCUGCUCAUCGUGCUGUACCACUUCCUCGAAGUCAACGCCCAGGAUGACGAGGUGAGCUCCGACCUCAAGGACGAGAAGGCCGGAGUCGGCGCCGUCAAGCCUGUGGGAUUAGAAUCUUCGUGA